Molecule: messenger RNA, 1694 nt
Organism: Tripterygium wilfordii
Lineage: Eukaryota; Viridiplantae; Streptophyta; Magnoliopsida; Celastrales; Celastraceae
Product: serine carboxypeptidase-like 40
Exons: 6
Coding region: 7-1527 (506 amino acids)
Biological process (GO): proteolysis
Cellular component (GO): vacuole
Molecular function (GO): serine-type carboxypeptidase activity
Source: RefSeq, a predicted model, not a curated record
UCUACAAUGGAAAACAAGCCUUCUUCUUUGCUUCAACUUUGGCUUCUCACAAUUAGUGUCUCAUUGUUUAUGAACACAAUCCAAUGCAAGAGACAUCAAGGACAAGCUCUAAGCAACCUCUACAAGUGGAAAAUGAACCCGGAUUCGGGCAUCGACACCAGCAUUUUCGACGCCAAACACAAUAUCAUCAACAAGGCCAAGUUCCAGUCUCAGUCUCAAGAGGGUUUGAAAGAGAAAGACAGAAUUGAUAGACUUCCUGGACAACCCAUUGUGGAUUUUGCACACUAUGGUGGGUAUGUAACAGUUGAUCGAUCAGCUGGCCGUGCUCUUUAUUACUACUUUGUUGAAGCAGCACCUCCACUGUCUUCAGACUCACUGCCUCUCCUUCUUUGGCUCAAUGGAGGCCCUGGUUGUUCAUCUCUAGCCUAUGGAGCAAUGCAAGAGCUUGGACCUUUUCGGGUUCAUAGCGACGGCAAAACCCUUUACAGAAACAGAUAUUCAUGGAACAAUGCUGCAAAUGUGUUGUUUCUUGAGUCACCAGCAGGAGUGGGGUUUUCAUACUCCAACAGAACAUCAGAUUAUACUGAACUAGCUGGUGAUAGAAGCACAGCAGCAGAUAACUAUGUGUUCUUGUUGAAUUGGCUUGAGAGAUUUCCAGAGUACAAAGGCAGAGACUUUUACAUUUCUGGAGAGAGCUAUGCAGGACACUAUGUGCCUCAACUUGCUCACACUAUUCUUCACCACAACAAGAUCUCCAACAAGACCAUCAUCAACCUCAAAGGAAUCAUGAUUGGAAAUGCAGUGAUUAACCAAGAAACUGAUGAUCGAGGAAUGUAUGACUACUUCGAAACUCAUGCUCUAAUUUCUGACGACACUGGGUAUCAGAUUCGAAAAACCUGCAAUUUCUCACCAGAAGCUGUGGAGCAGUCUAGCCAGUGCUACCAGGCCCUUGAUGAAGCUGCAAAGAAUGUGGGCUUCAUAAACAUUUACAACAUCUAUGCCCCCGGUUGCUUCAAUGAAAGCAUCACCGCUAAGCCCAAACCGGGUUCAAUUAUCAACUUUGAUCCUUGCAGUGAUUUCUAUGUGUACGCUUAUAUCAAUUGUCCCGAAGUUCAAGCAGCAAUGCAUGCUAAUGUCACCAAACUCAUCCAUGACUGGGAACCCUGCAGUGAUAUCCUUGGAGAUUGGAAAGAUAGCCCGUCCACCGUACUUCCAGUCUUGAAGGAGUUAAUGGAAAACAAGCUUCGCCUAUGGGUUUUCAGUGGAGAUACAGAUGGGAGAGUACCAGUUACUUCAACCAAGUACUCCAUCAAAAAGAUGAAACUUGAUGUCAAGACCUCAUGGCAUCCAUGGUUUAUUGCUGGUGAGGUUGGUGGGUAUACACAAGUAUAUGAAGGGGGGUUAACAUUUGCAACAGUGAGAGGAGCAGGGCAUCAAGUACCAAGUUAUCAACCUAUAAGAGCACUCUCACUCAUCAAACACUUCCUUGAUGGCACACCUCUCCCUAAUACUUCAAAAUAUGCCUGAUUAAUCUGUUCUGUUCUUCUGCUUUUUUCGACGGAAAUGAAAGAGUUUGAUCGGAGAGCAUGAAAGCUGAAUGUAAUAGUCUGUUUUAAUUCUCAUGCUUUCCUUUACAUUUGUUGUGGAUAAAUAACAAUUACUUGAAGUGAUGAAAAGAAACAGUUACAGAGGAA